Lottia gigantea (owl limpet) is the source of this 417-nucleotide messenger RNA. RefSeq lists its product as hypothetical. Lineage: Eukaryota; Metazoa; Mollusca; Gastropoda; Lottiidae. The record is from RefSeq and is a predicted model, not a curated record. The coding region runs from base 1 to 417 and encodes 138 amino acids. The transcript has 6 exons.
AUGAUAAUCGUGAACGCCAUGCAUUGUUCAAUGGAGGGAAAUUUUUCAGAGUCUGGUGCAAGUGAAAAAAAAACUUUUGACAUGAUUCAAAUGCAGAUGUUAAUGUUAAGUUGUUUUUUUGCAGGUAUGAAAUCUUAUCAUCAGUUAGAAACUUGUUGGUCUAUAGAUAUCAAGUUAUGUUCCAGCGAGCUGUUAAAUGAUAUUGAAUGUUGUCAGUUUUAUAUUGAAAUACAACAUGUGUUUCAAUAUCUUGAUAAUUGGAAAUCUCCCUUUCACAGUAGGGAUAAAUUGGGAUUGCCAUUUGCUAAAUUGGAUGGUCGGUCAGUGUGGCACUCUGGAAGUGAUCAUGCAGUAGGUGCUGAGAUCCAUAAUGUCCCGACGAAAGGAUCAAAAUCAACAAAAGAAGGAGAAAGUUAA